Messenger RNA from Brenthis ino (lesser marbled fritillary), 531 nucleotides. The record is from the annotation of a GenBank genome assembly. NCBI's taxonomy places the organism in Eukaryota, Metazoa, Arthropoda, Insecta, Lepidoptera, Nymphalidae.
AUGUGUGACGCGAGAACACGUAAAACUGCACCUGCCAUACAAGAGAAGCUCACCAUCUAUGAAAACGCCCUGGCAGUGGGUACACUAGGCGAGUGUGGUAGCGUGGGAAUCAGUCCCACGCUGUCCGAAACAAGACUGGGAGCCGUGGAGAUGGUGCAAGAGGGAGAGGGCUUGGGCGACGCACUGAUCGCUCCGCGUCGCCUGCCCAAUCCCUGCCUAGAGAACCCUCUGCGAAUGGAUUUGCAUAGAGAACUAAUGUUCAAUCAGAAAAUAGGCAAAAACGUUCUCAAUCAAAAGAGCGAGCUUCAAAAAGCACUUUCAAAACAUAAAGAGAAGCAGCUUAUGAAUCAAAUAAAAGAACACAAGGAAACGCCAGAACUAGAAAGAGCAAUAGCUGAAAGAGCGCGACGUCUCGAACAAGCAGAGCAUAGUACGGAGGAAAUAGAAGCUGGUACAAAUCCAACGUUACAGGAGGUUCGAGCUCGUUUAAGACAUGCAGCACCAACGCCAUCUCCCGCAGCAUCCGCACAC